AUGCUGCAUGACAUUUGACAGCGUGUCCGUAAAACAGAUGGCUGCCGACGCUUUUAUAUUAAGUCAGCCGGCUCAUCCACAGUGAUUAAUUUAUCUGGAUACUUGAAAUCGCAUCAGGACUAUAGACAAACGUAUUCCUUGUAUCAGUGAAAUCUAUAUAAGAAAUGGCUCAAGUUCUCGGAUUCGUUGUUCUCUUGACACUGACAUUUUUUCAAAUGGUGAACGCAAAUGCAAAUCUGUGCAAGAACCUAUCACUGUUCGAUGAUUGUGGAAACGGACAUAUUUGUGUGUGUGCGAACGGAAAUGGAGUCGUAUAUGAUAAUCCUGGAGUCACACCCUGCAACAAUCUGGUCUGCAGAGACCCUGAAUGCUACAGUAUCACUGGUAGUUAUGCUAAACCUAAAAAGGUAAAUGGUGAAUAUCUGUAUUGCGACUCUAGCGACGAUUGUGGGAAUAAUUUUGUGUGCACGUAUUGCGGUUACUGUUGUCGUGUGGCAAGCGGAAAGCACACUACAACAACUACACCUGCGACAACCACGACAACGUUUCGACCAGCAUAAAUCGAUUUUUAGCUUGCAAAACUGACCUACUUAUAACAAAUGAAUAAAAUAAUGUGCAAGCACUAUUUAAAA
Ruditapes philippinarum (Manila clam) is the source of this 632-nucleotide messenger RNA. RefSeq lists its product as uncharacterized. The transcript has 5 exons. The record is from RefSeq and is a predicted model, not a curated record. The coding region runs from base 165 to 560 and encodes 131 amino acids. Lineage: Eukaryota; Metazoa; Mollusca; Bivalvia; Venerida; Veneridae.